AUGGACGUGGAGCUGCUGGCGUUUACCAGCUGGGCCGUGUGGAACAGGCGGAACCAAGUGCGACUCAAACUACAAGCUUGCCCCCUUGAUCAGAUUCAUGUCUUAUCUAAGGAUAGGAAGAACAAAUUCCAGCUCAUUCAUCAUCAAUUGGGGACGCCUCAACACAGGAAACAUGUUCGAUGGAAGCCACCAGACCAAGGGUGUUACAAGAUCAACUACGACGGAGCGGUCUUCACUAAGCAAAGGAAAGUUGGUCUCGGCGCUGUUAUCAGAAAUGAGAAAGGCGAGGUGUUGGCUUCAAUGACACAGCUUGCGCCACUCCUAACAACAGUGGCACAGGUCGAAGCCUUAGCAGCGAGGCGAGCUAUGGAAUUUGCACUUGAACUUGGUUUCAACAGAGUUAUUCUAGAAGGCGACUCAGAGGUUAUAUGCAGAGAACUUCAAGACCAAAGUCCAUCUCUAGCUUUGCAUGGACACAUUCUGCAAGAUAUCAAAUGCUUGGCAGGAGCCUUCCAAUCUGUAGUUUUCUCUCAAAUACGCCGUCAAGGGAAUAAUGUAGCUCAUGCAUUGGCACGAAGGGCUAUUAAGGAACCAAAUUUAACUGUCUGGAUGGAAGAUGUACCACCAGACAUUUACCAUUUUGUACGGGCUGAUUUAGCCAAUAAUGAUUUACAAGCUUCUUCCUCAAAAAAAGGGUGCCCUCAUCAUUAA
Molecule: messenger RNA, 711 nt
Organism: Quercus robur (English oak)
Lineage: Eukaryota; Viridiplantae; Streptophyta; Magnoliopsida; Fagales; Fagaceae
Exons: 1
Coding region: 1-711 (236 amino acids)
Molecular function (GO): RNA-DNA hybrid ribonuclease activity; nucleic acid binding
Source: RefSeq, a predicted model, not a curated record